AUGCAGAUUUUUGGCGACUAUCACCCACCUACCGAUGCGACCUCGUCUAUGAAUGGUUUUAUCACCGAGCAAGGCCGAAUCUACCACUUGAACACCCAGCCAGAGGAGACUGAAGUGAUAAAUUACUACAAGCCAGACCUCGUUCCCGUCACCAGUGCUAUGGUGGAGAAUUUUGCACUGUUCGACCGCUGGUUCGCCUCGGUACCCGGAGCAUCGAAUCCAAAUCGUGCAUACUUGACUUCUGGCACCUCUUACGGAAAGGGCCAUGAUAAAGGGGCUUUCUAUCACUCAAGCCUACCUCAAAAUUCAAUCUUCCAGCAACUAUCAGAGAAGAAUAUCACAUGGAUCAACUACGAAAAUACCACAAACCUAGGAAAAUCAAGCUUCCCGCCGGACUCACUUUUUUACGAAUGGACUACGAGGUCGGGAAAUAGCAAGACCAACGUUCUUCCUAUUGAUCGCUUCUACCAAGAUGCUAAAGCUGGCACGCUACCACAAUUCACGUGGCUCAACCCGGAGUGUUGUCGUUAUAUGUCUAUGCAUCCAAAGUCCCCAAUCAAUAUGGGUGAGAAUUUUAUGAAGGGUAUCUACGACACACUCCGGAGCUCGCCGCAAUGGAACCAAACUCUCUUAAUCAUCACCUGGGAUGAACACGGAGGAUUUGGCGACCAUGUACCCCCUCCCACCGGUGUUCCGGCCGGCGACCAAUUGACUUAUACUGAGAAGGCCCCUGAUGGGAAGAAAUAUACGUUCCAUUUUGAUCGCCUUGGCGUUCGUGUCCCCACCAUAUUGAUAUCACCCUGGGUGGAAAAGGGCUUAGUUCAAAACAGGCCCAAGUCGGGCAAUAAUGAUUUUACCCACACCUCCAUCCUCAAGUUCGUGUCUGAGCUCUGGGGCCUUGACAGCCUGAGCCCGCGGGUGGAGUGGUCACCUUCAUUUGGUGAUCUAAUCACCAACCAAUUACGAAACGACACGCCAAAGGAGAUGCCCAAUGCGGCUGGUUAUUGA
Molecule: messenger RNA, 1008 nt
Organism: Penicillium soppii
Lineage: Eukaryota; Fungi; Ascomycota; Eurotiomycetes; Eurotiales; Aspergillaceae
Exons: 1
Coding region: 1-1008 (335 amino acids)
Biological process (GO): phospholipid catabolic process
Molecular function (GO): hydrolase activity, acting on ester bonds
Source: RefSeq, a predicted model, not a curated record